Periconia digitata is the source of this 871-nucleotide messenger RNA. The record is from the annotation of a GenBank genome assembly. Lineage: Eukaryota; Fungi; Ascomycota; Dothideomycetes; Pleosporales; Periconiaceae.
AACGUAACUCGGUCCAUACCCAGUCCCUUCACCUCUCUGCACAUCAAUCUGGUAUUGUUCGCCAUACGGAUACCCCCCGAAAAAAUCAUCCACCAGCGGCACCAGCGGCGUUUCCUUGACUUUUUUCUGAAUGCGCUUCGCUGCUUCCAAGAAUACUUCAACAUCCUCCGCGUAGGACUCCAUGGUGAGUUUCCUGUCGCGCUUGACGAAGUUUCCGUCAACAAGCACGUGAUCGAUAUCACCAAUGCAGGCGUGGAGGAUAACAGCUGCAAUCGGAUCCGCCCACCCGAGAAGCGAAGGAGAUCGACCGUCCCAAACAAUCAGAUCCGCUUUAGCGCCUUCGGUGAUCACGCCGAGAUCUUCGCGACCAAGCGCUAGUCCACCGUUUCGAGUUGCGAGAAGGAACGCUUGUGUGACUGAGAAGGGAUUGGAGUUUGGAAUCUCCCACCGAUCUAGGGUGUUCGCAUACAUUCUGUAGCGAGUGGAUUGCAGCCACAGCCGUGCUUGAGUGAGAAUGUCGGUCGAGAAGGUGAAAUGCGAGUCCACGCCGAGGGAAGCCUGAUCUGCGAUGUGAAGAGAAGAUUGGUGGAGAUGCCCGUAAUGCAUCUCGCUCUCGGGCGUGACAGAAAUGUGUUGGUUGGUAGCGCGCAUGAGUUCCACACUGCGAGGAGUGAUGCCCGUCGCAUGCGAAAUCACCACUGCGACACUGCUGUUGAGAAUACCUGCGUGCAGGAAGUCUUCGGGUUCAUUUCCCACUAUUCCCAAAAUGUUAGUUCUGAUCAAACAUCGUCGUUUCGGGCGACUUACGAUUCCAGGGCCCAGCGACUUGGUGUCCAGUGAAAACAGGGAUUUUCGAUUCUCUGUGCCGCAU